AUAAAUACUCAGCUUUGCAAACGGCUCUUCCUGACCCAGAACACCAUGGGGGGAUCUCCUCUCUGCCUGCUGGCUGCCCUGGUGGUCUGCUUCGCCGCUUCGUCUCACAGUGAGCUGUACAGCCUCAUAACUCCCAAUGUCCUGCGGGUGGAGAGUGAAGAGAAGAUCAUCGUGGAGGCUCACGGCCUGGGGGCGCUGACGGAAGUGACGGUCACGGUCUUUGACUUCCCACAGAAGAAGAAGGCCUUGUACCUGGUCAAAGAUACUCUGAACCAAGAAAAUGGGAUGAUGGUGACCCCCAGUGUAAAGGUUCCAGCCAAAGACAUGAAGAAAGAUUCCAAGCUCAGCCAGUAUGUGAUUGUCCAAGCCAGCAGUGCCCAGUUCCAGCUGGAGAAGGUGGUUUUGGUCUCCUUCCAAAGCGGCUACAUCUUCAUCCAAACAGAUAAGACCAUCUACACACCUGGAAGUGCAGUGCGCUAUCGAGUCUUCCCUGUGGGCUACCACCUGGAGCCUGUGGAGAAAAACGUGAUUGUGGAGUUUCUGACCCCAGAGGACAUUGUGGUCCACCACGCUUCCAUUACCUCUGUUUCAUCCAACAUCCAGCCUUUCAACUUACCUGAAAUUGUGAGUUUUGGGACAUGGAAAGUUGUGGCCAAGUAUGCAGACUCCCCGCAGGAAACUUUCACCACACAAUUUGAAGUCAAGGAAUAUGUGCUUCCAAGCUUUGAGGUCAUGGUGCUCCCCCAUGAGAUGUUUUAUAAUAUUGAUAGAGACGAUGAUUUCAGAGUGUCUAUCACUGCAAGGUUCCUCUAUGGGAAGAAAGUGGAAGGCAUGGCCUUGGUCCUCUUUGGAGUGAUUGUAGAUGGUAAGAAGCUCUCCAUCCCAGACUCGCUGGACAGAAUUCCGAUUAUCAAUGGCGAAGGGGAAAGAGAUGCCGUGCUCUCAAAACAGAAGCUACAGAAACAAUUUGCCAAACCUGGGGAGUUGAGGGAUCUUCUUGGGCAUUUCCUCUACAUUUCUGUGACUGUGAUGACAGAAUCAGGCAAUGAUAUGGUGGUGGCCGAACAAAGUGGCAUUAAGAUUUCAGCGUAUGACAUCUCCCUAUGGAAAUUCACUUCACAAAAAACCCCAAGCUUCCCCAUGACCAGAGCGCAGGGUAAUCAAAAGGCGCUGGCUGUUUUGAGAGGCCAGGAAUGGACGAGGGAGCUAGGCGGCAGCGAGAUGGUGACUCUUGCGGGUUAUCGCAUACGCCCUGUAGUGGGAAGUGCGGGGGACCCACGCUGCUUUAAUUGCAUUAGCUUCGCGAGCAGAUGCUCAAGUCGGGUCAAAACCAGACACAACAAACUGCAGGACAACGCACAAGCCAGAAAUACCAUAUCGGCCAACGCCUACCAAACCCAAGGACAGUCUGGAAACUACCUCCAUUUGGCAGUCACAGCAAGAGAGCUCCGGGCAGGAGAUAAUUUGCCCAUCAAUUUCAACGUGAAGACCAGCAAUCCAAACCUCAUGGACCAGAUCCAUUAUUUCACCUACAUAAUCAUGACCAAAGGAAAGAUCUUCAAAACUGGGAGGCAGCUCAAGGCACAUGGACAGAAUCUGGUGACGAUGUCUCUGCCCAUCACCCCGGAUCUCAUCCCCUCUUUCCGAAUCGUGGCUUAUUUUCAAAUAGGGAGCAAGGAAGUGGUGGCUGACUCGGUCUGGGUGGACGUGAAAGAUACCUGCAUGGGAACGCUGGUCGUGACAGGGGCAACCGAGGCAGAUAACGAAGUUCACACCCCAGGAACGAGAAUGAAGAUCAAACUGGAAGGCGAUGCGAAUGCUUAUGUUGGCCUUGUGGCUGUCGACAAAGGAGUCUACGUCCUCAACAAAAAAUACAAGUUGACCCAAUCAAAGAUAUGGGAUACUGUAGAGAAGAGCGACAUUGGAUGCACGGCUGGCAGCGGCAGUAACCACGUGGGUGUGUUUGCAGAUGCUGGACUGGCCCUGGAGACUAGCAAUCAGAUUUCCACACCCCAAAGAUCAGAUCCAAAGUGUCCGCAACCCGCAAGAUGUCGACGUCGACGUCGCUCUCUGCAGCUUCUGGACUCCAAAGCCAGCAAAGUGGGCCAGUAUCAGGACCGGACCCUGAGGAAGUGCUGUGAAGACGGCAUGCAGGACAACCCCAUGGGCCACAGCUGCGAGAAGCGGGCAGAGUACAUCCUCGAGGGAAACGAGUGCAAAUCUGUCUUCCUUGAAUGUUGCCAGUACAUCAGGAACAUCCGCGAUGAGAGUGCGCGGGAGGAAGAGCUGGUCCUAUCAAGAAGUGAUGUCGAUGAUGCUUUCUUAGCCGAUGAUGAGAUUGUCUCCCGAACGGAGUUUCCCGAGAGUUGGUUGUGGCAAGUGGAACGUCUGACUGCACCUCCGAAUGAUCAAGGGAUCUCAUCCAAGACAGUGUCUGUUUUCCUGAAAGAUUCCAUCACCACCUGGGAAGUGCUGGCUGUUGGCAUUUCGGAUACUAAAGGGGUCUGCGUGGCUGACCCGUAUGAGAUCACAGUGAGAAAAGACUUCUUCGUUGACCUGCGGGUGCCUUACUCAGUAGUGAGAAAUGAGCAAGUGGAAAUUCGGGCUGUCCUUUACAACUAUCGAGAACAAGACAUCACGGUGCGGGUAGAGCUGGUCCACAACCCAGCUUUCUGCAGCGCUUCAACUGCCAAGAAAAGAUACACACAGAUAUUCAGAAUCAAAGGCCUGUCCUCCAAGGCCGUGCCGUUUGUGAUUGUCCCACUCCAGCGGGGACUCCACGACAUUGAGGUCAAAGCAGCUGUCUGGGACCAGUAUGUGUCAGAUGGGGUCAAGAAGAAGCUGAAAGUGGUGCCUGAAGGUAUGCAGAGAAAGCUGGUGACCGUCAUUGAACUGGACCCUGCUGCGAAAGGAGUCGAUGGAGUCCAAGAACAGAAGGUAAAAGCCAACGUUAUUGACGACCAAGUUCCCGACUCCGAAACUGUGACCAAACUUAGCAUCCAAGGAAACCCUGUAGCCCAGAUUGUCGAAAACUCUAUUGACGGGGCCAACCUGAAACAUCUCAUUGUAACUCCUGCUGGCUGUGGGGAACAGAACAUGAUCACCAUGACUCCAUCAGUCAUCGCCAUCCUCUAUCUCGACACUAGUGGACAGUGGGAGAAGAUCGGGGUGGACCGCCGGUCCGUUGCAAUCAAGCAGAUCAUGCAAGGUUACGCACAGCAACUGGCGUACAAGAAAGCAGACAACUCCUAUGCUGCAUUUACCAAUCGCCCAUCUAGCACUUGGCUAACAGCAUACGUUGCAAAAGUCUUUGCCAUGGCUAAAUCUAUUGAGUCCAACAUUGAUGCCCAGGUCAUCUGUGGAGCUGUGAAAUGGCUGAUUCUGGAAAAGCAAAAACCAGACGGCAUGUUCCAAGAAGACGCCCCAGUGAUCCACGGAGAGAUGGUGGGAGGCUAUAAGGGGGCUGAACCAGAGGUGUCCUUAACAGCCUUUGUCCUGGUGGCCUUGGUGGAGUGCAGAGCAAUCUGCGGAGAUCAAAUCGGUAGUUUAGACAACAGCAUCACCAAAGCGGCUGAGUUUCUAGCCAAAAAGUAUGAGACUCUGGAACGGUCUUACACCGUGACCCUCACUUCGUAUGCUUUAAUCCUGGCGGGGAAGCUGGACAACGACCAGGUUCUGAUGAGAGCAUCAAAAGAUCGAAAUCGAUGGGAAGAAGCCAACGCUCAUACUUAUAACAUUGAAAGCACCUCCUAUGCUCUUUUGGCCUUGCUGAAGCUGAGGAAGUUUGAUGAGGCUGGUCCCAUCGUGAGGUGGCUGACACAGCAGAAAUAUUACGGCGGGACAUACGGGCACACUCAGUCGACUAUCAUGGUGUUCCAAGCUCUUGCCCAAUACCAGACGGAUGUCCCACUCCAAAAAGACAUGAACUUGGACAUUUCUCUGCUAUUGCCAGGACGCUCUGCUCCGGUCAGGUAUAAAAUUUCAUUCGAGAACGCCCUCCUCGCCAGAUCAGAAGAGACCAAGAUCAACGAGGACUUCACCGUGAAAGCAUCAGGGCAGGGCCAAGCCACAAUGACCGUGGUCACCUUGUAUAACGCCAAACUCCGAGAGGAGGCUGCUCCCUGCAAGAAUUUUGACCUGGAAGUGACCGCUACCCCUUUCCAGCUCCGUAAGCCAAUCGAUGGAGUCUUGGGAGCCGCCAAGAUCAGGAUCUGUGCCAGGUAUCUUCGUCAGGUCGAUGCGACAAUGAGCAUCAUUGAUGUCUCCAUGCUGACUGGUUAUGGACCUGCCACUGAAGAUCUGAAGAAGCUUUCUGAAGGUUAUUGAGACAGAUACAUCUCAGAAAUCUAGAAUCGAAGCAUGAACACAUCUGAAAGGGGGAACCUCAUCAUCUAUUUGGACAAGGUUUCUCAUUUGGAGGAUGAAUGUCUGGAAUUCAAACUUUACAAGUAUUUUGAGGCUGGCCUCGUUCAGCCAGGAUCGGUCACAGUGUACAGCUACUAUUCCCUAGACGACCGCUGUACCAAGUUCUACCAUCCAUCCAAAGGGAAGCCCGAGCAUCUCAAUACCAUCUGCCAUGGUGAUGUUUGUCGGUGUGCAGAAGAAAACUGUUUCUUGCACAACAAAGAAGAUGAACAGGUUGAUUUGCAGUACCGAGUUCGGGAAGCCUGCAAGCCAGAAGUGGAUUAUGUGUACAAGGCCAAGCUUAUUCAAAUUGAAGAAGAAAAUGGUUAUGAUAACUACAUGAUGGAAGAACUGUACAAGCAAGGGACUGACAUCAAUCCACAAGCCAAACACCGCAAGUUUAUCAGCCAUAUGAAAUGCCGGCAGUCUCUGAAGCUGCAGAUCAACGCGGACUACCUGGUCUCAGGCCACAGCAAAGACCUCUGGCCCACCAAAAACGAUGUCAAUUACAUCAUCAGCAAAGACACCUGGAUCGAGAAGUGGCCAAGCGAGGACGAAUGCCAGGAGGAGGAGUUCCAGAACCUCUGCAACGACUUCCUCGAGUUCUCCAACAGAAUCACCCUUUUCGGCUGUGACAACUAACAGCGGAAGCGUCACCCACGGCCACUGCAUGGAGGCGGAUCUGAGCUGACGUGGCGGAGAAGACACCUCCCAGUCCCAACGCUCCAGUUUCUUAGCUGGCUGGCCUGUUGUGUCCCCAACAUGGUUUUUGUAGAUAUUAAUAAAAAGAAAGAACAGA
This is a messenger RNA of Sphaerodactylus townsendi, 5203 nucleotides long. It is a transcript of the gene C3, whose product is annotated as complement C3. Gene Ontology annotation, molecular function: protein binding; endopeptidase inhibitor activity. The record is from RefSeq and is a predicted model, not a curated record. Gene Ontology annotation, cellular component: extracellular region. Gene Ontology annotation, biological process: inflammatory response; complement activation. Lineage: Eukaryota; Metazoa; Chordata; Lepidosauria; Squamata; Sphaerodactylidae.